Molecule: messenger RNA, 4953 nt
Organism: Penaeus chinensis
Lineage: Eukaryota; Metazoa; Arthropoda; Malacostraca; Decapoda; Penaeidae
Product: serine-rich adhesin for platelets-like
Exons: 3
Coding region: 373-4953 (1526 amino acids)
Source: RefSeq, a predicted model, not a curated record
UCAUCUUCAAGUAGUUCCAUUUAUUCAUCAUGUAUACCAAGUAGUCUUGUUUCAAGAAGUUCCAGUUGUGUUAGUCCAUCUUCAAGAAUUGAAAGUAGCUCCUUUUCAAGCAGUAAAUCUCUUCCCAGCAGUUCUAUAUCAAGCUUAAUAAGUCUCAGUAUAUCAUGUAGUGCACUGAUAUCAAGUAGCUUUACAGGCAGUGGAAGUAAUAUUGCUUCCAGCAGCUCUGAGUCAAGUAGCCAGAGCAGUUUGAGUUCUGUUAUAUCAGAUUCAAGAAGUGAAAUUGGAUCAAGUAGUUCAUGUUCAAGCAGUAUUCGUAAAUCCAUAUCAAGCAGCCAUGGCAGUCCAAGCAUUACAAGCUCAAGCAGCAUAAUGGUAUCAUGUAGUUCUCCUGGAAGCAGUCCUUUGCCAAGUAGCUUGAGUAGUAUUCCAUAUGUAUCUAGUUCAGUCAGUGAAUGUUCAUUUACUAAAUCUCAUCCUAGUAUUUCUAUUCCAAGUUCAAUGAGUCUCAGUAAAUCCUGCAGUGCAAUGAUAUCAAGUAGCUGUUCAGGCAGUGAGAGUAAUAUUGUUUCCAGCAGCUCUGAAUCAAGUAGCCAUAGCAGUUUGAGUUCUGUUAUUUCAGUUUCAAGAAGUAGUUCAUGUUCCAGCAGUAUCAGUGCUUCUAGUAGUAAAUCGAUAUCAAGCAGCCAACACAGUUCAAGCUUUACAAGCUCUAUCAGUCCAAGUAGUUCAAGCAGCAUAAUGGAAUCACGUAGUUCUGGAAUUACAAGUAGUAUUGUUUCAAGCAGUUCUUUGUCGAGUAGCUUGAGCAUUGUUCAAAACAUAUCUAGCUCAGUCAGUGAAUGUUCACUAAGAGAAGUGAGCUCAUCUUCAAGUAGUUCCAUUUAUUCAUCAUGUAUACCAAGUAGUCUUGUUUCAAGAAGUUCCAGUUGUGUUAGUCCAUCUUCAAGAAUUGAAAGUAGCUCCUUUUCAAGCAGUAAAUCUCUUCCCAGCAGUUCUAUAUCAAGCUUAAUAAGUCUCAGUAUAUCAUGUAGUGCAAUUGCACUGAUAUCAAGUAGCUUUACAGGCAGUGGAAGUAAUAUUGCUUCCAGCAGCUCUGAGUCAAGUAGCCAGAGCAGUUUGAGUUCUGUUAUAUCAGAUUCAAGAAGUGAAAUUGGAUCAAGUAGUUCAUGUUCAAGCAGUAUUCGUAAAUCCAUAUCAAGCAGCCAUGGCAGUCCAAGCAUUACAAGCUCAAGCAGCAUAAUGGUAUCAUGUAGUUCUCCUGGAAGCAGUCCUUUGCCAAGUAGCUUGAGUAGUAUUCCAUAUGUAUCUAGUUCAGUCAGUGAAUGUUCAUUUACUAAAUCUCAUCCUAGUAUUUCUAUUCCAAGUUCAAUGAGUCUCAGUAAAUCCUGCAGUGCAAUGAUAUCAAGUAGCUGUUCAGGCAGUGAGAGUAAUAUUGUUUCCAGCAGCUCUGAAUCAAGUAGCCAUAGCAGUUUGAGUUCUGUUAUUUCAGUUUCAAGAAGUAGUUCAUGUUCCAGCAGUAUCAGUGCUUCUAGUAGUAAAUCGAUAUCAAGCAGCCAACACAGUUCAAGCUUUACAAGCUCUAUCAGUCCAAGUAGUUCAAGCAGCAUAAUGGAAUCACGUAGUUCUGGAAUUACAAGUAGUAUUGUUUCAAGCAGUUCUUUGUCGAGUAGCUUGAGCAUUGUUCAAAACAUAUCUAGCUCAGUCAGUGAAUGUUCACUAAGAGAAAGAGCUCAUCUUCAAGUAGUUCCAUUUAUUCAUCAUGUAUACCAAGUAGUCUUGUUUCAAGAAGUUCCAGUUGUUGCACUGAUAUCAAGUAGCUUUACAGGCAGUGGAAGUAAUAUUGCUUCCAGCAGCUCUGAGUCAAGUAGCCAGAGCAGUUUGAGUUCUGUUAUAUCAGAUUCAAGAAGUGAAAUUGGAUCAAGUAGUUCAUGUUCAAGCAGUAUUCGUAAAUCCAUAUCAAGCAGCCAUGGCAGUCCAAGCAUUACAAGCUCAAGCAGCAUAAUGGUAUCAUGUAGUUCUCCUGGAAGCAGUCCUUUGCCAAGUAGCUUGAGUAGUAUUCCAUAUGUAUCUAGUUCAGUCAGUGAAUGUUCAUUUACUAAAUCUCAUCCUAGUAUUUCUAUUCCAAGUUCAAUGAGUCUCAGUAAAUCCUGCAGUGCAAUGAUAUCAAGUAGCUGUUCAGGCAGUGAGAGUAAUAUUGUUUCCAGCAGCUCUGAAUCAAGUAGCCAUAGCAGUUUGAGUUCUGUUAUUUCAGUUUCAAGAAGUAGUUCAUGUUCCAGCAGUAUCAGUGCUUCUAGUAGUAAAUCGAUAUCAAGCAGCCAACACAGUCCAAGCUUUACAAGCUCUAUCAGUCCAAGUAGUUCAAGCAGCAUAAUGGAAUCACGUAGUUCUGGAAUUACAAGUAGUAUUGUUUCAAGCAGUUCUUUGUCGAGUAGCUUGAGCAUUGUUCAAAACAUAUCUAGCUCAGUCAGUGAAUGUUCACUAAGAGAAGUGAGCUCAUCUUCAAGUAGUUCCAUUUAUUCAUCAUGUAUACCAAGUAGUCUUGUUUCAAGAAGUUCCAGUUGUGUUAGCCCAUCUUCAAGAAUUGAAAGUAGCUCCUUUUCAAGCAGUAAAUCUCUUCCCAGCAGUUCUAUAUCAAGCUUAAUAAGUCUCAGUAUAUCAUGUAGUGCACUGAUAUCAAGUAGCUUUACAGGCAGUGGAAGUAAUAUUGCUUCCAGCAGCUCUGAGUCAAGUAGCCAGAGCAGUUUGAGUUCUGUUAUAUCAGAUUCAAGAAGUGAAAUUGGAUCAAGUAGUUCAUGUUCAAGCAGUAUUCGUAAAUCCAUAUCAAGCAGCCAUGGCAGUCCAAGCAUUACAAGCUCAAGCAGCAUAAUGGUAUCAUGUAGUUCUCCUGGAAGCAGUCCUUUGCCAAGUAGCUUGAGUAGUAUUCCAUAUGUAUCUAGUUCAGUCAGUGAAUGUUCAUUUACUAAAUCUCAUCCUAGUAUUUCUAUUCCAAGUUCAAUGAGUCUCAGUAAAUCCUGCAGUGCAAUGAUAUCAAGUAGCUGUUCAGGCAGUGAGAGUAAUAUUGUUUCCAGCAGCUCUGAAUCAAGUAGCCAUAGCAGUUUGAGUUCUGUUAUUUCAGUUUCAAGAAGUAGUUCAUGUUCCAGCAGUAUCAGUGCUUCUUGUGGUAAAUAUAUAUCAAGCAGCCAACACAGUCCAAGCUUAACAAGUUCAAUCAGUCCAAGCAGUUCAAGCAGCAUAACGGAAUCAUGUUUUUCUGGAAUUAUAAGUAGUAGUAUUUCAAGCAGUUCUAUGUCGAAUAGCUUGAGCAUUGUUCAUAACAUAUCUAGUUCAUUCAGUGAAUGUUCACUAAGAGAAGUGAGCUCCUCUUCAAGUAGUUCCAUUUAUUCCUCAUGUAUACCAAGUAGCUUUGUUUCAAGCAUUGAAAGCAGUUCGUUCUCAAGCAGUGAAUCUCUUCCCAGCAGUUCCAUAUCAAGCUUAAUAAGUCUCAGUAUAUCAUGCAGUGCACUGAUAUCAAGUAGCUGUACAGGCAGUGGAAGUACUAUUGCUUCCAACAGCUCUGAGUCAACUAGCCAGAGCAAUUUGAGUUCUGUUAUAUCAGUUUCAAGAAGUGAAAUUGGAUCAAGUAGUUCAUGUUCAAGCAGUAUUCGUAAAUCCAUAUCAAGCAGCCAUGGUAGUCCAAGCAUUACAAGUUCAAGCAGUCCAAGCUGCUCAAGCAGCAUAAUGGUAUCAUGUAGUUCUCCUGGAAGUAUAAGUACUGUUGUUUCAAGCAUUUAUUCUCCAUGUACUGCAAGUAGCCUUGUUUCAACAAGUUUCAGUUGUGCAGAGCCAUCUUCUCUAAGAAUUGAAAGUAGCUUUUCCUCAUUCAGUAAAUCUCUUCCUAGUAUAUCUAUUCCAAGUUCAAUGAGUCUCAGCAAAUCAUGUAGUGCACUCAUACUAAGUAGCUGUACAGGCAGUGGAAGUAAUAUUGUUUCCAGCAGCUCUGAGUUAAGUAGCCAGAGCAGUUUGAGUUCUGUUAUAUCGAUUUUAAGAAGUGAAUUGUGUUCAAGUAUUUCAUGUUCUAGUAUUAGUCCGUUUUGUAGUAAAUCAAUAUCAAGCAGCCAACACAGUCCAAGUAUUACAAGUUUAGUCAAUCCAAGCAGCAUAAUUGUAUCAUGUAGUUCUUUUGGAGAGAUAAAUAGUAUUGAUUCAAGCAGUUCUGUGUCGAGUAGCUUGAACAUCGUUCCAGACGUCUCUAGUUCAAUCAGUGAAUGUUUACCUAGAGAAGUUGGACAGUGUUCUAUAUCAAGCAUUGAAAUUUUACAAAGUAGUUCCAGAAUUUCUAACAGUAUGUCAAUUUCACCAAUAUCCACCAGUGAAUCUUGCUUUAUAAUUAGUGAACUUAGUUCUGCCUCAAGUAACUUUUUCGGAAGUGACAGAAUAGCCGUCUCAAGCAGUUCCAGUCCACGUGGCAGCAUAGAACUGUGCAUCAACCGUAUCUCAAGCAGCGAAAGUAGUUCGGGACAAUUCAGUUCUUCAACCAGCAACCCAAAAUCAACUCAAUCUGCUUCCUCUCUGUGUAGCAGCUCACUUUCAAGUAGAUGUAGUAUGUCCAGUUUCAUAGUUAGCCCACGCAGUUGUAGCAGUUCCCGGAUAUUCUCAAGUAAUUGUGGUGUGAGCAGCUUUACUUCAGGGGGUCCGAGCAGCCUCACCUCAAGAUCAAACUAUUACUCAGAUUCAAGCAGCAUAGGAGAUUCAGAAUUAUGCAGUGCAUACAGUUCAUCAAACGUUUUGUGUUCAAGCAUGCACAGUAGUUACAGCUCUCAAAGUUCUGUUUCAAAAAGUAGUUACAGAUCUAUAGUUCCAAGUUCAAGUAUCCCAAGUUCCUGUAAUCGUUCACAAAUGUUCGGUGUGAUUGUCUUCACCACAUAUCCACAUUUAAAAAUAUAUUCUAAAUACAUUAAUCUACUAGCAUAA